Arachis stenosperma is the source of this 453-nucleotide messenger RNA. Its product is annotated as chlorophyll a-b binding protein CP26, chloroplastic-like. Bases 178 to 453 code for a protein of 91 amino acids. The transcript is spliced from 4 exons. Lineage: Eukaryota; Viridiplantae; Streptophyta; Magnoliopsida; Fabales; Fabaceae. The record is from RefSeq and is a predicted model, not a curated record.
UUGAAAAUGUUGUUGGGACCACUAUGGAUGAAAAAUUUGGCCCUUCUGAUGUUUAUAUAUCAUAUCUCCCUUUAGCACACAUUUAUGAGCGGACAAACCAAGUCAUGCAUGUACAUUUUGAUGAGACUCAGAUCACACAUCUGCUAAAAGAGGUCCAGAAGAUAUUGAGGUUAGAACAUGGCUUCAAUUGGGGUGUCAGAGAUGCUUGGAAACCCCAUCAAGUUGAGUGGUGCAACAAGGUCAGCACCAUCAGCUUCUAGCCCUGCCACCUUCGAGACUGUGGCUCUCUUUGGUAAGAAGAAGGCAGCACCACCUCCUCCUUCAAAGAAAGCUGCUGCUGCUGUCACUCCUGCCAAUGAUGAACUCGCCAAGUGGUAUGGAUUCUGGCUGAAGUUGAAAACCUUGCUACUAAUUGUAAUGAGACUGAGCUUAAGUUGUAUUGUUUCUGUUUAG